GAAAAGUUUGAGAAGGGGAGAGAGAGAAAGAGAAGGAGCCAGCGUCAUUCAGAGAUAGGAGUCCGAAUGAGAGAGUGUGAGAGCCGAGAGUGGAGAAAAAGCUGUAAACAUUUUAGCCUGGAGGCUGGACGGGAGGAGGGAUUUCCCUGACUUUGUGCCUUUUUCAAACUUUUUGUGCGCUUGGAGCUGCACUCUGUGUCUUUCUCUGUGUGGAGGUACAGACAGGGGCUAUGCAAAGUGAGAGAAGUUGGAGGCAGGGGUAGAGGUGUACAAACGGUGGAAGAGAGAAAGAGAGAGAGAGAGAGAGAGAGAGAGAGAGAGAGAGAGAGAGAGAGAGAGAGAGAGAGAGAGAAAGAGAGAGAGGGGGGGAGAAAGGAAAACUACUCGGAAGGAAAGGAACCAUGCAAGUGGAUGCUGUCUUCUGCGGGGUCAGGUUACGCAAAAUGAGAAACUACUCCAAGAGCACUUCAUCAGGGCUCACCCAGCUCAGAAAGGAUGCCAGCUGCUAGCACCAUGACCGGUGGGAGGGCCCUGCUGCUCUGUACAAACACUGACAACUGUAUCUACCAAUCAGUCAACGGGCUCCAGUGCUGUGGCUUGAAGGUCGGGGAGGCUCCGUCAUCUGUGGUGCCCCAGCGCCAAGAGGUGUUCGGGUCACCAGGGGACAGAGGCAGGAGGGACACCGCUGCGUCCACUAAGCGUCCCCUCUCCCCCCUACUUAGCUUGAGCGACGGAUUGGGUCCUCCCGACACCAUGCUGGCUCAAAGGAGAGCAACCACCACCGACCCGCGGACUCCCAACAUGGAGAACGGGCUGUGUGGCAAGCUCAACAACAACAAGAGCGCAGCGGCAGUCAAGACUGCCAGUAUCCGGGAUAAGAUCUCACAAUGGGAGGGCAAAAAGGAGACUUCCCCACUAACUUCGACAGGGACAUGUCCACUGAGCACGACACAGAAGGAAGUUGAGACAGUAAGAAAAAAGGAAUCUAAAGCUUCAGAAGUCCAAAGGACGGAUAGCAAGAGGUUUGUCAGCUGGGACAGACAAGACUCAGGGAAGGAAAAUGUUGGAAAGCUGGGGGAUUCAAGGCCUAAAUCUCCAGAGGGCCCAACAAACAAGGACAAGGAAGUGAUCUUAGAGAAGGGAUUUCGGGCUUCCAAACCAACAGAACAACCCCAGGACAAGAAAAGUGUUUUAACUCAUGUUAAGAAACUAGAAAAGGCAACAAAGGAUGUUCCUCACAGACCUUCACUGGCAUUCCCAGGGAAUUACUUCUGCCCUCCUUCAAAGGAGGAGAUGGAGGAAACAGAAAAGAGGGCCAACGAGCCCAUUUUUGGGACUUUUGACGUUGUUCGGCCUAGCGGGUCGCGGAGGAGGAGGGAGGGGGAUGCAGAGAACGUAUAUAGUGAACCUGGUGUUCCGUCUAUAAACCCUCUACCUAAACCUCAGAGAACCUUCCAGCAUCACACCCCCCCCACUACCCCAGCUUCAGGGCCCGGCUCGGGGAAGGGAAGGAGGAACUUGCCCCCUUUGCCCUCAAUUCCUCCUCCACCUUUACCCACGUGCCCACCACCUGGAGUUUGCAGGAGAAACUGGACUGACAAACCCCGGGACAGUAGUAACAGGAAAUCCUAUGAAUUUGAGGAUCUGCUCCAGUCGUCCACAGAGAGCUGCAGGGUGGACUGGUAUGCUCAGUCCAGACUGGGCCUAACACGCACUUUAUCAGAAGAGAACGUCUACGAGGACAUAAUAGAUCCUCCCUCCAAGGAGAAUCCCUAUGAAGAUAUAGAGCUGGAGAGAAGUUGUUUGGGAAGCAAAUGUGUUUCACCUGCCUCCUCAUCCCCUGUCCCUGACACGCCAACUAAGCUCUCCUCUAAGCCUGGCUUCUUCAGACAAAAUUCAGAGCGGCGAAGCUUCAAGCUCCUGGAACUACGCAAGACCGGCAGGGACACUGGCAUCUCCUCUCCCUCCCGUAUCAGCCCCCCCUCCACACCCAGCAGCCCCGACGACACCCCUUGCCUCUCUGGAGACCCGUACAAUCGCAGGAGGAGGAAAAUCCCGAAGAUGGUGCUGAAAAUCAAUGGCAUCUUCGAGGCACGAAGAGGGAAGAAACGAAUGAAGAGGGUAUCUCAGUCUACAGAGUCCAGCUCGGGGAGAGUGACCGAUGAGAACAGCGAGUCGGAAAGUGACACGGAGGAGAAACUAAAAGCUCACAGUCAGCGGCUGGUGUCGGUCCAGUCCAUGCUGAGGCAGACGGGGCGGUACCGGACCUUGGAGAGGGAUCUGAUGGAUUUGCAGGAGAGGAAACUCUUUGAGUAUUUCAUCGUUGUUGCGCUCCACAAGACCAAGGCUGGAGUCCCAUACCUGCCAGAAGUCACACAGCAGUUCCCUCUCAAGCUCGAGAGGAGCUUUAAGUUCAUGCGGGAGGCUGAAGACCAGCUCAAGGUCAUCCCUCAGUUCUGUUUUCCUGACGCCAAAGACUGGGCGCCCGUCGACAACUUCCCCAGUGAGACGUUCUCGUUUGUCCUGACCGGCGAGGAUGGAAGCAGGCGGUUUGGCUACUGUCGGCGAUUACUGCCCAGUGGUAAAGGCCGAAGGCUACCUGAGGUCUACUGCAUCGUCAGCCGCCUGGGCUGCUUCGACCUCUUCUCCAAGAUCCUGGAUGAAGUGGAAAAGAGGAGGGCUAUCUCCCCUGCUCUGGUGCAGCCUUUUAUGAGAGGCAUAAUGGAAGCUCCCUUCCCUGCUCCAGGACGGACCAUCACUGUCAAAAACUUCCUGCCCGGCUCUGGGACAGAGGUGAUAGAGCUGUGUAGGCCAUCAGAUUCUCGUCUGGAACAUGUGGACUUUGAAUGUCUCUUUUCCUCCUUGAGUCUACGUCUCCUUCUCCGAGUGUUCGCCUCGCUACUUCUGGAGCGCCGAGUCAUCUUCACUGCCGACAAACUCAGCACAUUGUCUCAGUGUUGUCAUGCAGUAGUGGCUCUUCUCUACCCCUUCACCUGGCAGCAUACGUACAUCCCUGUGCUCCCACCCUCCAUGUUGGAUAUCGUCUGCACCCCUACCCCCUUUAUAGUCGGCCUCCUCUCCAGCUCUCUGCCUCGACUCAAAGAUCUUCCCAUAGAAGAGGUCCUGGUGGUCGACCUCGGCAACAGUCGCUUUUUACGACAGCUGGAUGAUGAGGACUCCAUUCUUCCUCACAAGCUGCAGGCGGCUCUCGAGCAUGUGCUGGACAAGAGGAAGGAGCUGGCCUGCGAUAAAGGAGAUCUACCAGAUGACUCCAGCUCCCUCAGCACGGUGGUGUCGGAGGCCUUUGUGCGUUUCUUCGUGGAGAUGGUGGGUCAUUACUCCCUCUUCAUGGGUGGAGCAGAGCGGGAGGAUGAGUCUGUCUCCUCCCCCACGUUGCCCAGCCCCUCUCCUCCCCCCUCCUCGUCCUUUCAGCGCGACGCCUUUCGCAAAGCGGUCACAUCCAAGAGCUUGAGGCGGUUCUUGGAGGUGUUCAUGGAGACCCAGAUGUUCACCGGCUUCAUCCAGGAGAGGGAGCUGCGCAGGCAGGGCCUCAAAGGUUUAUUUGAGGUCAGAGCUCAGGAGUAUCUGGACUCGCUGCCAGGGAGCGAGCAACGAGGCGUCAACAAGUUCCUCAAGGGUCUAGGAAACAAGAUGAAAUUCCUUUCCAAGAAAUGAUGCUUGGAGUCAGGAUGUCAUGUGUGAAAGUAGGAAAAAGCAUGAAGAGGCGUUGAAAGAAGAAGAAGAAGAAGAAGAAGAAGAAGAAGAAGAAGAAGAAGAAGAAGAAGAAGAAGAAGAAGAAGAAGAAGAAGACACUCCCUGGACGUGGAGAACGUAGAGAUGGAGAUGCGUCUUUAGGUCGGAACAAAGGAAGAGCCUUGAAGUGAACUGGACAUGAGGAGAUCUGGGGAAAGUUAGCGUUUAGCUCCCAGUUUCAUUCCUUUAGUGUUGUGAAGGGUUUACUCAGCUUGGACCAAAACUCCCCUCCAACACGAUAAAGCGAUGACUAACAGUGUCUCGUUAGAACUUUGCCUGGGUUUUUUGGUUUUACAGAUUACAGUCAAUCCCUGCAGUGUAUAACUGUAUAGCACAGCACAGUGUAAAUGUUUUUAGGAACAGUGUUCUCCCUUUUUCGGUCACUGACCUCACCCAUAAGCCUGUCAGAGGGAGCGUCGCUGAAGAUCCCAUUUUGUACAAUACCUUCCUAUACAUUCUAAGUAUCUUCUAUAGAAGCUUUUAUAAAUACAAUAGUACAACUUCUUCAUCAACAGGAGGCUUUUAAGUUAAUUUAUAUUCUUUUUAGAUCAACUUAAUCUCUUUUUAAAUGUCCUUCAAAUGAGUGCAAAGAAAUCUCCUGUAGUUUGUAAUAGGCUUUAUUUAACAGAGUCUAGUCCAGACUGUUUGUAGACCACUUUGGCUUGUUGGGUAAAUGUACCACUGUUUUAAGUAAAUUCAUUUUGAAUGGAAAAAGGAAGAAAAUCUAAAGAUUAGAAAGAAAUCAACGUGAAUACAUCUCUCGCUUGGGUUUGAGGAUACGGUUUGAAUAGACUCGAUGUGGAAGGACGAUGUGUAUGUUAGGCCAAUCAGUAUCAAUGUGUUUCACAAAAGGUUUGCUAGGUUUGCUUUAAACUUGAUUGAGAAUGCAAUGAAACUUUUUAAAUAAAGUGAUUUGAAUUUUUCAAUUAGA
Messenger RNA from Cottoperca gobio, 4684 nucleotides. Its product is annotated as DENN domain-containing protein 2A. Gene Ontology annotation, biological process: retrograde transport, endosome to Golgi. The transcript has 20 exons. The coding region runs from base 496 to 3675 and encodes 1059 amino acids. Lineage: Eukaryota; Metazoa; Chordata; Actinopteri; Perciformes; Bovichtidae. The record is from RefSeq and is a predicted model, not a curated record. Gene Ontology annotation, cellular component: actin cytoskeleton.